AUGGAGCCUCCCACGCAAGAGCCUCACCACAGCCUGCGCACACGCUCUGAGCCGUUCUUGCAUUCAGCAAGGCCGCAGGGAGCCACUGCGUGCAGAGGGACUGGCCAGCUCCCCUUCCUCAGCCUGCUUCCUCGGGUGAGAGCAGGCCCGAGAGGUGAGCGUCGGCUGCGUGGGGGGCGUGAUGCUCAGGGCAGGACACCUUCCUUGGGGUGUCUCCAGAGGCUGAGGGGCUGUGGGAACAGCCUGGGGCUCAGGGAGUGGGCAGGGCCUCUCGCUGUGCACGCAGACAGCCUCGCUCGCCCUCCCAGGCCCCGCUGCACCCUGGCCCUGCUGCUCUCUCUGUUGCUGCCCCUGGGCCCAGCUUGGCAUGCAGCUGCACAGCGCUGCCCACAGACCUGUGUCUGCGACAAUUCCAGGCGGCAUGUCUCCUGUCGGCGCCAGAACAUCACCGAGGUGCCCAAGGCCAUCCCUGAGCUGACCCAGCGGCUGGACCUCCAGGGCAACAUGCUGAAGGUGAUCCCUCCAGCUGCCUUCCAGGACCUGCCGUAUCUGACACAGCUGGACCUGCGGCACUGCCAGGUGGAGACGGUGGCUGAGGGUGCUUUCCGUGGCCUGGGCCGCCUGCUGCACCUCAGCCUAGCCUCCAAUCGCCUGAGUGCACUGCCCCAAGAGGCACUGGACGGGCUGGGCUCCCUCCGGCAGCUGGAGCUGGAAGGGAACAUGCUGGAAGAGCUGCGGCCAGGGACGUUUGGCGCCCUGGGUGCACUGGCCACACUGAACCUGGCCCACAACUCCCUCGUCUACCUGCCAGCCAUGGCCUUCCAGGGGCUGGUACGCACCCGCUGGCUGCAGCUGUCCCACAACAUGCUCAGUGUGCUGGCCCCCGAGGCCCUGGCUGGCCUGCCUGCCCUGCGCCGGCUCAGCCUGCACCACAAUGAGCUGCAGGCCCUGCCGGGGCCAGCCUUGUCGCAGGCCCGUGGCCUGGCCCGUCUGGAGCUGGGCCACAACCCCUUCACCUACGUGGGCGAGGAGGACGAGCUGGUGCUGCCUGGCCUGCGGGAGCUGAUGCUGGAUCAUGGGGCCCUACAGGCCCUGGACCCCAGAGCCUUCGCCCACUGCCCCCGCCUGCACACCCUGGACCUCCGCGGGAACCAGCUGGACACUCUGCCCUCGCUGCAGGGCCCAGGACAGCUGCGCCGGCUGCGGCUGCAGGGGAACCCGCUGUGGUGUGGCUGCCAGGCCCAGCCGCUGCUCCAGUGGCUAGCACAGGCACGGGUGCACUCGGACGGAACGUGCAAGGGGCCCCGGCGCCUGCGAGGCGAGGCCCUGGAUGCCCUGCGGCCCUCAGACCUGCGCUGCCCUGCAGAUGCGGCGGAGGAACAGGAAGAGCGGUUGGCUGCCCCGCGGCCCCGCACCCCUUCCGGGGCCCCCAAGGAGAAGGAUGGGGCGGCUCGGCCCUGCCCGAGCGCCUGCCGGUGCGCCUCUGCGUCCCGGCACAGCAGCUGCGAGAGCCAAGGCCUGCAGGCCGUGCCCCGCAACUUCCCCAGCGACACCCAGCUCCUGGACCUGCGGCGGAACCACUUCCCCUCGGUGCCUCGAGCAGCCUUCACGGGCCUGGGUCAUCUGGUGUCACUGCAUCUGCAGCGCUGUGGCAUCGCAGAGCUGGAGGCUGGCGCCCUGGUGGGGCUGGGCAGCCUGAUCUACCUCUACCUCUCCGACAACCAGCUCUCAGGCCUCACCGCUGCCGCCCUUGAGGGGGCCCCCCGCCUUGGCUACCUGUACCUGGAGCGCAACCGCUUCCUGCAGGUGCCAGGGGCUGCCCUGCGUGCCCUGCCAGGCCUCUUUUCCCUGCACCUGCAAGACAAUGCUGUGGGCCACCUGGCACCUGGGGACCUGACAGGGGUGCAGGCCUUGCGCUGGCUCUACCUGAGUGGGAACCGCAUCACCCAGGUUUCCCGGGGGGCAGUGGGCCCAGCUCUGGAGCUGGAGAAGCUGCACCUGGACAGGAACCAGCUGCGAGAGGUGCCCACUGGAGCCUUGGAGGGGCUGCCUGCCCUCCUGGAGCUGCAGCUCUCUGGAAACCCGCUCAAGGCCCUGCGAGAUGCAGCCUUCCAGCCUGUGGGCCGAACACUGCAGCACCUCUUCCUGAACAGCAGUGGCCUAGAGCAGGUUUCCCCUGGGGCCUUCUGGGGCCUGGGGCUCCGACUCCAGAGCCUGCACCUGCAGAAGAACCAGCUGCAGACCCUGCCCGCCCUGCCGGACCUCAGCCGGCUGGAGCUCAUCAACCUCAGCGGCAAUCCCUUCCGCUGUGACUGCCGGCUGCUCCCGUUGCACAGGUGGCUCACCAGGCUGAACCUGCGUGUGGGGGCCACCUGUGCCACCCCCCCCAGUGCCCGCGGCCAGAGGGUGAAGGCUGCAGCUGCUGUCUUUGAAACCUGCCUGGGCUGGACUGCCAGAAAGGCCAAGCGGAUGCAAGUUCCCAGGCUGGGUGCCUGGAGAACCGCAACGAAGGGAAGACGUCGCGGAGCGGGCAAGGUUGGCCACGGAAUGUGGGGAGGCUUCUGGGCCAGCAGAGUUCUGACUUCUCUUGGUUCUCAUUCAUUCCGUUCCAAAUCUGAGCAGUAACCCUGUUGCUUUUGCUCAAUAAUGUCCAUCCCCCUCUCCUCACCUCCUCCCUGGGCCCAGGGGGGUUUGUAAGGAUGCUACUUCAUCCUGUGGGAUGGCCUCUCGAUAAGCCACAGCGUACCUGGACCCAAUGUGUCCAUAAAAUCAACCCCAUUACUGUAUUUGCUGGAUCACUGUUGACUGGGCCGUUUCCCACCGUGACCUCAAGGGUCUUGCUCCUACACAGGACCUGGGGCGGGAAGGGCAGAGGGAGGGUGUGUCAGCGACUGCCAGCUGCAGACUGGCCCCUCUCUGUUGUCCCGUCACCCCAUGAUGUUUCAUUCACCAUCCUGACAUAUCCAUUCACACUUGAGCCCUCGGUUGUAACAUCAGAGAAGGGUGAGCGGGGUCUGGGUGCCCCCCAUGUAGGAGCCCCUGCUGUGGUGAGGACACGGGGUCUAGGGGGAGUGGCCAGUCCUUAGAGGGAAAAUGAGGACAGCAAAAGGCGGCACUGGAAGGAGCAGAGGCCUCUGC
Molecule: messenger RNA, 3138 nt
Organism: Manis pentadactyla (Chinese pangolin)
Lineage: Eukaryota; Metazoa; Chordata; Mammalia; Pholidota; Manidae
Gene: CHADL
Product: chondroadherin like
Exons: 5
Coding region: 1-2625 (874 amino acids)
Cellular component (GO): plasma membrane
Molecular function (GO): protein binding
Source: RefSeq, a predicted model, not a curated record